Messenger RNA from Podarcis lilfordi (Lilford's wall lizard), 37004 nucleotides. Lineage: Eukaryota; Metazoa; Chordata; Lepidosauria; Squamata; Lacertidae. The record is from the annotation of a GenBank genome assembly.
AUGAGCAAACUGUCGUUUCGGGCCCGGGCGCUGGACGCGUCUAAGCCGCUUCCCGUCUUCCGCUGCGAGGACUUGCCCGACCUAGCCGAGUAUGCCUCCAUCAACCGGGCCGUGCCGCAGAUGCCCACGGGCAUGGAGAAGGAAGAGGAGUCGGUACGUGAGAGACCCCCUCCCAUCCCUGCUCCGGCCGGGCCCCGCCAUCGCCCCACACCCGGGCCCCCACCAUCGCCUCUGCGCAAGCACAAAAUGGCCGCCAUUUUCUCCCCGCUUCCUCCCGCUUCCCUCCCCCGGGUGUGCGGGGGGGGGAGGGAAGAGGGCGACGUUAGUCCCUCAACAGCCCCGUCGCCUUCCCUCCGGGAGCCCCCACCCCACCCGGCCGAGGCUCGUUUUCGCUCUGGGCUGGAGCGCCGAGGCCUCCGGCUCGGCUCCCUUCAGCCCCCCGAAAGGCACAAAGGGGGUCACGUGACGCGGCGGUCAGCCGCCAUUUUGUUGUGCUUCGACUUUGCUGGGCUGGGCCUUGUGCAGCAGGCAGCUGUGCGAGAGAGCGCGAGCCUCGGCGGCGGCGCGAGAGGGCUAGGUGGAAGUGCCGCCGUCCGGUCGCUAGGUGGCGUCUCUGCGUUUGCAAUAAGCCGGGAUAGCAAAAGCGGGGGUGGGGAAAGGUGCGAGGAAGUUGCGGCUGCCCAUGUGUGCUCCCAGUGUGUUUCUCUGACUUCACUAGUAGCGUGGCCGAGGCUGCAUGUAAAAGCACUAGAACCGCGCCAGAGAGUUUAUUUCAUUUGGAAUUCUGCUUAGCUUAUCUUAGCUUGGCCUGGCCUGGCCUGGCCGCGUAGCGCAGAAUCUUAAGCCGGUAGCGAAGGGUAAGAAAAACAGACCUUGCCCCUGCACAUUCUUCUUUAGGCUGGGGUUUAACAUUUGCUUGUUUAGUGACAUGAUUUGUCAAUUGAAAAGUGGUGCAGAAAGCAAGCUCUGCAAUACAGAAGUUGGUGUCUUCUAAGUGAAGAUCUAUUUUGAUUGUACGGCCUUUCCAAAUAAAAGUGAUUUGAUUAUUACUACUAGGAGAACCAUCUGUCAUCUCAUUGAUAGAAUAGCAGUUAAGAAUGAAGCACGAUCUUCCCUACUUUCUCCAAAUAAAUUUAUUCAUGCUUUGAAGUCUGUUUUGGGACGCUUGACAGUACAGCUAAGGUUUUAGUAUUAGUAGAUUUAUAAAUCAGUGGUUAGGAGUCACAACACUAUUAUUCUUUCCUCGCAAUCCUGUGCAUACGUACUUACUAGGAGGAGGUCCCACCAAGUUCAGUGGUCCUUAUUCCUUAGUAAGGAGCCUUAUGAUUGCAGCCUUUAUCUGGACACCUGAUUUUUCUGAAUGCACGUGUUCUAAAUGUUUGUUUUAGUAGUAGAGCUAACAGUAAUUUAAGCAAGGGGUGAUGGUUCUCCUGUUGCUUUAUAAAACAAGACCUGUGUAAAGCAGAUGUGGGGCAGUAGCUUUUCUGGUAAGGCAUGUUGCAAACUAUAUUAGUAGAUAGGAUCUAUAAAGACGGAGGUUUAAGUUUAGAUAGAGAAAAAGGACUAGGGAGGAAACCUGCUGUUUCUAAAUAGUAUGUGCUUGUUCAAAAUAAAGUUUAUAGCUGAAAGGAUGCUGUUGCUUAUAAUGAUACAGUCAAGUGACAGAUUUUGAAGAGUUGUAAGAAUAUUCUAAUAACAGAAUUCAGAGUUCUUGAGUCAUGAGUUUAUGAAUUAAGGCAUACCCAAGACACUUGGGGAAAUAGUUUUUAUCUAUGUAGGAAUUCCUGAAAUUCUUCUUAGAAACUCAAGCUGUAACAAGUGCACGGUAUAGGUACCUUUAAAACAGAGGUAGAAAGGUAGCUAGCUCAUGUGAAAGGAGUAUUUCUUUAACCUCUCAACAUUUGUCUGCAUUUCAUUUACUUCAGCCAAUGGUACUGUGUGGUGAAUGUAAACAAAAUGCCAAAUCAAUUUAAAUAGCAACUGUUGGCAUUGUCUGUUGUAUGGUAUAUGUGAUGGAACAAGUACCAGAGCUAAGAUAGCAGUCCUAUGAAAUCAACCUAAGAAAUGGGGCGUAAUCCUGAGUAAGUAUGAAUAGGACACAAAAAAGCAGCAAGACCUGUUCUGUCCUGUCUCCCCCUUUUGAGCCUUAAUGCCCUGGGACUAGUCUAUGUAAUUCAGCCUCCUUGAAUUUUAGGCUUGUGCUUUCUUAGUGCUGAAUUUAUGUAAUUGCGCUUGAAAAAGAGAGGAUUAGGAAGUCCUGCGCUCCUGCUGACAAAUCAGCAGAUUAAAUUAGUGAGGGAAGUGGAGGUGAAUGCGUCUGUGGGUGCAUUGGUCCAAAUUAAACAAAAACAGAAAAAACUAAUGCAAAGGUGAGAGGGCAGUGUUACAGUGGACAACAAGACAUAGUCAUAGAAUUGUAGAGUUGGAAGGGACCAUAAUACUUUCAUUCAUAAAUCUUUUAAUUCAGACCAGUUAUGGAAAGGUUCAUGCUACUCUGAUGGUAAAAGCUUCAAAGACAUCCAAGAUGUGGUGCAUAAACAGUGACAAACUACCUUGUGUGAUAUUCUGUAGCAGGUGCAUGGAAAUUGCUACUUUUGCACCAAAAGGCCUGGUUUUAUGCAGAAUUAGGCACGCUUAAAAGCUUAAAUGGGCUUAUGUAUACCUAACUGCAUGGAAUCAGAUUAUGACUUCUAAGGACACUUGCCUGUAACCAAUAACUCAGUGGUAGCCAGUGUCGUUCCCUCCAGAUUUUGUGCAGUAUGACUACCUUGACCCUUGACCAUGCUGGCUAAGGCUAAUGGGAGUUGGAGUCUAUAACACUUGAAAGUCACCACAUUGGCUACCCUGCCAAAGUGCUCAUUGAAUCAUUAGAAAUGCUCUGGAGUAAGGGAAGUGGUGCACAGCAACAGCUGCGUAAUUGCUUCAAGGGCAGAAUCUACUGUAUAAUCCAAGUAAAAGUGCUUACAAGAAAAUAUGCUUUGUUAGCUGCAAAAUGCUUAUGCAUGAAAUAGUGUCAGUCCUACUGUUAUAUCAAGUCUCAAAUUAUGCAGUCCAGUUGGAUUCUUGCACCUUACUGAAUGAACUAAAAAUAUGAGCUAUAAUACAAUUUGUUUCCAGAGUAAUAUAUAUGAAUUGCUACACUGCUAAAUUGAACAAGAUGCUAAAAUGGGGAAUCAAGUGGGGCCUGCAGAACAAUGUUCCAUUGCAUCCCCACUCCUAAGAGAAGUGCAGGUGGGGAGAGGGAGUUUCAGGAGUUGGGGAAGGAUAAUCAACACUAUACUAUUCCUUUGCCAGCCCUGACUUACUGUGUCAUAUAGGUCGGGGUGCCACCACCUGCAACCCGAGCAUUUUCCAGCUAUAUAGUGGGGGCAGCAAUCAGCUCUAGAGACUCAAUCAUCAUACUAUAGGACUGGAGAGGAUAUAUCAGCAUGCAUCUCCCCAAUUCCAAUCCUCCCCCUCCCUGCCCAGGCAAUAGAUAAAAGAUGUGCAGUGCUGAGCAAAUUGAUUUCCUCUCUCAUCCUGCCUUCCAUAUUCCAUUUGGUGGGGGAUUUCUUUUCAAGGCUGGAUCUAGACAAAUCAAAGAAGAGUUUCAGUUAAACUUUGUAUGAGAAAUUGGGUUGGCAAAAAAAGGAACUCCACAGCGCCAUAUGGUGUCGCAGUGUUAUAAAGGUAAAGGGACCCCUGACCAUUAGGUCCAGUCGCAGAGGACUCUGGGGUUGUGGAACUCAUCUCACUUUACUGGCCGAGGGAGCUGGCGUACAACUUCCGGGUCAUGUGGCCAGCAUGACUAAGCUGCUUCUGGCGAACCAGAGCAGCACACGGAAACGCCAUUUACCUUCCCGCCAGAGCGGUACCUAUUUAUCUACUUGCACUUUGACCUGCUUUGAACUGCUAGGUUGGCAGGAGCAGGGACCGAGCAACGGGAGCUCACCCUGUCACGGGGAUUUGAACCGCUGACCUUCUGAUCAGCAAGUCCUAGGCUCUGUGGUUUAACCCACAGCGCCACCCGCAUCCCGUUAUAAUGCAUAUACAAUGCAUAUAAAGCUAUUUACCUUUGCCAAUGUAGCUGAGUCCCAACUGACAUCCUGAUAAGUCUUUAUCUCAACCAUUGCAUGCCUGAGUUUUCUUUAGCCCUUUUUUUCUUUUUCAUCUAAGCUCCACUGUCAGUGGCAUGCCAAAAAAAUUCAGUUUUACUUUAGAAAUUUACAUACUUUUGCAUUCCUAGGGGGCUCCAAGUAUGUAGAAGCAUAACUUUAUAUAUAAGUGGCUCUGUUUUGUCUUUAAACUGUUGCCUGAGUUCUGACUUGAAGUUGAUUCAUCUUUCUCCCUUGCAUCUAAAGAAUAAUUUCAAUGUUUAUCUUGGCUAACACAGAUCCAUGAUCCAUGAAAGUAUGAUUCUGGCUGGGGUCAACUUAAAAUAGGUUAUGUUCUAGGGACUGUUAACACAUUGAUCUCUCUCCUCCUCCUUAUCAUCCUUAGAAGUUUAAACAAAUGAGAGUCAAUUGACUUCAGUAACUAUUCAAGGUUUCCAAGUUAAAUAUUUCUGCUUAAGUAGAAAAGUGCCAAUGAAUGAAGUCAAGUAAUGUCCAGAGGUGGAUGACUCAUGCUAAUUUUGCAUAAGUGACACAAGACAUUAAGUGCUCUCAGUUGCCAUUGGUAAUACAGUGUUUAGAAUAGAAGUAUAUAUGUUUUUCCAAUGGAAAACUUGUUGGGAGAUCUUGUUCUGUCUUGAUAGGCUCAUGACUCUUUUGUGAAUGUAUUGGCAUAAGGGUGUUGCCUUAACAUUCUAUUUGACCAUGCAGAAAAGAGUGCUUGCUGUAUAACAGACUCCUAAGUAUUUUGGCAUCAAGUCUUAUGCUGCUAUGAGCCACUUCCAGCCAUGCAGAAAAAGGGAGGUGGAGUCUCAGUCCUUGCUAUAUUUGCUUGAAAGGGACAGUGUCGUAUAGUGGUUGGGCUGCUGGACAUGGGAGACCAGAGUUCGAACCCACACUCAACCAUGUAGCUCCCUGGGUGAGCUUUAGCCUGCCACUGAUCCUCAGCCUAACUUACCUCACAGGGUUGUUGUGAGCAUAAAAUUGGGGAGGGGGAGAACUCCUUGAGCUCCUUGGAGAUAAGGCGGGAUAUAUUAUCAACACUGCCAACUUCUGUCAUGAGCCCUUUUCCAGUUCUCGCUGACCUCUGUAUCUGUCUGUGCUUUAAUUGCUCUAGGCAGCUAUGUCAUUGGAACAGUUUAUUUUGAGUACCUGGCUUCUUGUUUUGCAUUCAGGAUCUUCCUUAAUACCAAAGUACUAAUCAAUAUUUGAAUUACAGUGAAAUCUUCCUGUUUAACUUCUGUGAUGGCUGUUGCACUACUGUUUUAAAAAGACUGUGAAGGCAUGGCUUGGCUAAAAUUGGGGAGAGUUGCCCUCAUGGAUUUCUUUAAAAAACCCCUUUCCCUACUUUUAAUUCAACACUGCCAUAAUUCAAGACUGACAAUUAAUUUUCAAGAGCAAUGAUUGUGAGAGCUAAAACUAAUGGACACAGCCACCAGUCAUCCUGUAUUCUGACAAAGUCUUAUUUCUGUCUAAAAUAUCCCCCCUCUACUAUACCUUAUUAAAAUAAAAUAAAAAUCACUGCUUCAUUUGGACUCCACUGUGUUCAUCUAUAUUGUCAUGAAGAGAUACUGUUUCAGAUGACAGAUCUACCAUACAGAGCUCCAAACCUAAAAUUUCCAUACGUGGAAGCAGUAGAUGUGUGUGUGCCAAGAGCUCAGCAACAGCUGAUCCUCGUAUUUUUCUUUAAUACAUUUUUGCUGUGUUUUCAUGUGGUGGCUCACAAUUACAAAUCUAAAAUUGCACAAUGAAGACUAAGUUAUACUAACUAAAACAAACAGCUACAAUUAGAAACACUAUUAUCUAGUAAUGCCCAGGGGUCAAAUUUGUAAGCAUCAUUCGCUGACAACAUGCCCCUUGAAAUAUGUCUGUUUCUCCACUUUCAAAGGCCUAGUGGGAUGUGUUUGCAUUAGCCUUUCUGCAGUUUUGUUCUUAGGCCUUAGGCGUACAGUUGUAAAGGCCACUUGCUCCAGGGUGCAGGGGUUAAUGCUUACUUGUGGAACUGGAUAGAUCCUAUAUAGCAGGCAUGUCCAACUUGCAAGCGACAGUGAUCUACACCCACUAUUAAAAAGCUUUUUUGGGGGGACCCAAAGUUGUUGAUCUUUCUUUGUAUUUUAUUUGGGGGGGGAGAGAUUAAGAAGCACGCAAUCGAGCAGGGACACCCCACGAUUGACAGGUAGCUUGCAAUCGACCAGUUGGACGUGCCUGCUGUAUAGCAGAGCCUUUUAGGCCUAGGAGCCUAGAAUCUACAUCUUUUAUCUGCUCCACCCUGUGGACUAACUUUGACAGGCGGUUGUCCACAGGUGAGUGUGGUUGGAGGGAAAUGGCCUUGUGGGCCGGAUGAGGAGGACUGGUGGGUCAGAUUUGACCCAUGGACCAGAGGUUCCCCACCCCUGCUAUAUAUGUAUGGAGGAGAGUUUUGUUUGGUCUUCAUUUGUACCUCCCAGACUAAUACACAGAUUGGUACCUAAUUAACCUAUACAUUUUACACUUCUUUUGCAAAUUGUUUCAUGGCUCAAAAGAAUACAAAAACAUGUUAGAAAUGCUCAUUUUAGGACAAAACUUGUUUAGAAAUUAAUACAUUGGGAUAACGUACAUUCUUUGUGGAAAAAAGCACAUAAUAUUAUAACUAUCCAUAUUUCAGGGACUGGGAAUUGUAAUCCUAGGGGCCCAAUCUGCCCCUCCAGCCCUCUUUGUCUGACCCCUUGGUAUUCACCCUAGACCAAACUACUCACUAUCCCUCCUUUACAUCCACCUUGUGUGUUUAGCCUGGGUGAAAUGUAUCCUUGAACUCUGUUAAUGCCCCUUGGUUGCCUAGAUAAAGGGUCUGUGUCAAGAAAGUAGUCUACUGUACAAAGGUAAAAGUUACAUUUGCUGCUUUACCCACUUUUGCCUCUGACACUGCCCCACGUGUGACAUCUCUGAAGGCUACUAAGAUGGAACUGUGGCCUUCAGAAAACGGUUCUGCACCCUGUUGUAUUUAAAUACAUUUCCCCCACCCCACUCCCAUCAACUUAAUGCAGAAACAAAACUGAAUGGACUUAUGAGUAAACACAUGUAAAACUGGCAAGGACCAGAAAUAGACUGAUCUGUCGCUCUGGCUAUAAAAAUACUGCCUUUCAAGAUAAUUCUUAGGAGUAAGCAUUGGAGGCAUUAACAUUGCCAACCAAUUUUCCUUCUGGAAAGUAAAAUAAUAAUAAUACUUUGACACACGUUCUUAACAGUAUUGCGUGGAGGGGGGAGAAGCCUUGGAUUUGUUUCUGAAAAUACUUCAGUUGCAAUAUGUUCUGCUUUAAAUUGAGAAGCUAUCACAGAGACUCAGUGUUAAGCUCCUGAGGGGAUUUGAAUUAAAAGGGAAUCUUAAAUUUUCAUUCCUGGUAGAAACAGUAUGGGAUUGUUUCUUAUACCAGGUUCAUCAUGUGUCAUGUUAAGGGGAGACACUAGCAAUUCUAUCUUGGUGUAUGUUUACACAAAUGUUAUAGUGGAUCAGUGUAUUUUAAUAGACCACUGUAUUUUAAUACUUCGUUGGAAGCCGCCCAGAGUGGCUGGGGAAACCCAGCCAGAUGAGCAGGGUAUAAAUAUUAUUAUUAUUAUUAUUAUUAUUAUUAUUAUUAUUAUUAUUUAGUAUUUCACUGGACCGGUGAGAUGAGUAAAGCUCUGCUGUAGAAUUGUUGGCUGUGCCAGAUAACCCUCCAUGGCAUAAUGGCAGUACUUGUAGUUUUAUUACUUGCUGGCUGCUUGGUUGGUCUAGGACAGGGUGAUCCAAUGCAGCCCUCAAGGCCUUUUUUGGCAGCUCUCAGCAACAUUUGGAACCCUUGGGCUGCCUUUCCCAGAGCCAGCUAAGCGAGGCACUUAGCAUUGGGAAGGAGGCUCUGAGAGGCUCCUAGAGUCCUCCGGCCUCUUCCUCUAAGUGCUUUCCCAGCUUUGGCAAGGAAGUGGGAGGGCUCUAGGACCCUGCCAGAGUCUUGUGCCUCCUUCCUAAAGCCUGGUGCCUUGCUUAGUUGGCUUUGAGAAGGUAGCACAAGGGCUGGGGGGGGGUCAAUUUUGGCCUUGCUUCCCACCCCUCAUGUGACGAGGCAGUGUGUGGCUCACAGGCUCUAUGACAAAGUACUCUUGCGGCCCACUUGUUAGUAAAAGUUGAACCACCCUGGUCUAGAAUAAGAGUGGAGAACCUUCGACCUGCAGGCUAACCUUGCCUUCUCGGGGAGGGGGGCAAGUUGGACCACAGGGCUAUUUUCCUCAAACCAUGCUCACCUGCCCACCCAAUAUCACUGGCAACAUUAACUGAUGGGCAGGAGCACAGCGGCUAAUCCUGCAUUGGCAAUGUGCCCGGUUCCCAGUAGGGAAAAGAAUUGCACAGUCAAGGCAGCAGGAUUUAAUCCUUGCUCUUCCCCUGAUGAGAGGAGAUCAAAGCACCUCUGUAGUGCUGUGUGAAACAGCUCCUGCACUUCUGCAUGUGGGUGGGGGGUGGAUGGCAGGAUGGGGAGAGAUUUCUGUGAUCUGUUUCAAACAGCACUUUUGAGAAGUACUUAAAAAGCCCCCAUGCUCCUGUUGUAGCUGAAAUUGGACUGAAGGAGCUUCUGUAAAGGGCUUCUCAAAAGUGCUGUUUGAAGCAUCCGCCCCCUUCUCACUUGCAAAGCCAUGUGCUUUGCAGGUGGGUGGCCCCACUCACCUGUAAAAUGUGGCCUGUAAGACAGAUCCUGAUAAAGACCUGGCCCAUAGAGCCAAAAAUGUUCCGUACCUCUGCUCUAGGAGCAUGUGCAGUAUUAACCACCUGUGUUAUUUAUUCUGUGAUGGGGAGGGUAACAACACUUGAGUGUUCCCAUUACAAACAAUCCUUAUUGUUUUUAGCUCUUAAGGUGAUUAGAUGCCUUAAUUGUGAUUGGUACUAUUUUUACUCUAUAUGGUUGUUCUUACUUUAAUGGUGAGGAAUGCGGGUGGCUCUGUGGGUUAAACCACAGAGCCUAGGGCUUGCCGAUCAGGUUGGCGAUUCGAAUCCCCGCGACGGGGUGAGCUCCCGUUUCUUGGUCCCUGCUCCUGCCAACCUAGCAGUUCAAAAGCACAUUAAAGUGCAAGUAGAUAAAUAGGUACCACUCCGGCGGGAAGGUAAACGGUGUUUCCGUGCGCUGCUCUGGUUUACCAGAAGCAGCUUAGUCAUGCUGGCCACAUGGCUCCCUCGGCCAGUAAAGUGAGAUGAGCGCCGCAAGCCCAGAGUUGUCCACGAGUAAAAGGGGUCCCUUUACCUUUUACUUUAAUGUGAAAUUAUUUGCUUUAAAUAAACUGUUGUUUUUGGGUACUAGCCAAAAUACAAGUCUCUACUAGUCAGGAGUCCUGAAUGUUUUGAAAUCCUUUGGUAUUUAAUUCUCAAUUCUUUAAUUGAAGAAUUACGCCACCUUGCAGGUUAUGAGCAUGUGGAACUACGUGAAACCUAUUUCUGAAUUACUAAAUAUCGCCUUUGCUCUUCCUCCCUCCCCUCCCUUUCUAAAUGCUCCUUGUGUAAAUGUGGUGUGUAAGAAACAUUUUGAAUUGUGGUUUUCACACAGGGAAGGGUCUGUCAAAGUUUCCUAUAUUCUUGUACCAUUAUGUAUUUCUACAUUAGCAUCCUUUACAGAACAAAGGUCACUUUGAUACUUAAGGAUUCUUACAGAAUGCAAAAUGUAUCUAUAGCUUGAUUUGCCAUUAAAUGAUCAUAUUUAGUAUUAAAAUUUCAAUUUAUUCAGUAAGUAUUUACAGUAUUUACAAUUGAGUUUUCUUUUUAAUUUUUAAUUAGACCUAUUGAAAUUAAUGAUUGCUGGUCAUAUCUAUUUACUUCAGUGGGCCUACUCUGAGUAGGGAGUUUCAGUCCAAUAUAGGAAAAUAUGUGGUAAGGGAAAUCUAACUACAUGAGUUCAGAUUCCUGGGCCUGAUGAGCUGCACCCAAGGAUAUUAAAGCAACUUGUAAUCUCAGAGCCUUUGUCUAUAAGCUUUGAGAAUUUUUUGAGGACAGGUGAGGUCCUGAUAUGUGACCCCUUGGAGAAUGCAAGGUUCUGCUGGAUCACCUAGCUUUCAGUAUGAUUAUCUGUUAUAUCCUUCUGAAACACCUAGCUGUGAUGGACCAGCUGGCACUAUUUAGUAAUGGUUUGGUAUCAGAAGUGGUGCAGGGUAACUCCUGUUAGACAGCUUGGUCACUAGUGUAUGGUUUUCCACAGGUUUCUGUUGAUUUUUUCAUUCUGUUUGACCAGUCUGCCUGAAACCUAAGGGGGAAGUUGCCUGGGGCUUUGCUUUGGAGUUCAGUAUUGUCAGCUUAUGAACGACAUCAAAUUGUUAUCUCCUCCUCAUCACAAGCCAAGGCUGAUAUUCUGAAUUAGUGUGCGAUAUAAGUAAUGGACUGGUUGAGGGUGAACAAAGUAACUUCUUGCAGAAGUGCUUCUUGUAGUCAAUAGAAACAAAGAUCAGGGCAUUUGAGUUUAGCCCUUUAGGGAUGAGGUUAUACUCUUCUCAAAAAAUAGGCGUGCAGGAAACUUGUGGAUUCCCUUCUCGACUUAAAUACUUCAGGCUUCAGCAGGCGCUUGGAGUGCUUAGGCCCAGGCGUACCUGAAGCACCAUUUUCUUCCAUAUAUCUGGACUUAUAAUUAUAUUCUUCCUCCACCUCUGCCCCCCCCCAAACCAAAAUUUUGAAGACAUAUUGGAAAAGUUAGUGUUUAUUUUUUUUUGUUUAGAAACUUUAACCUCAGAAGAAUCUCUGCAGUAGAUUAACUCUGAAAUACAUUUGAACUGUCUCAGCAUCCAGUUUCUGAAUACACCAAUUCAAAAUGCCUUUAAGUGGUAUUUAAAUCAUAUUAAUGUCUUCUGAAACAAUGACUUGUUCCUGAUACUCCCUUUGGAGUACUUGUAAACAGGACCCAAUUAUUUCCUAGUCACCAAUUCAGAGUACAGUGGUACCUCGAGUUACAGAUGCUUCAGGUUACUGACUCCGCUAACCCAGAAAUAGUACCUCGGGUUAAGAACUUUGCUUCAGGAUGAGAACAGAAAUUGCACGGCAGCGGGAGGCCCCAUUAGCUAAAGUGGUGCUUCAGGUUAAGAACAGUUACAGGUUAAGAACGGACCUCUGGAACAAAUUAAGUUUUUAAACCGAAGUACCACUGUACUUUAUGUUGUACAAUUGGUCACAUAUUUCUUUAAAUCUUUCAGACUUUAUCAGGGGUGUAUUUCAUACUGGUUAUCUACAGCACACUACAAAAAAUGGAUUAAGAAAUGUUCCCAAGUGUGUGGGGGAUCAUACUUAAGAAGUGCCAGUUGGCUGAGUUGAUUCUCAAACCCUUAAUCGCAUUCAUGAUUGGCAAGGUAGCAGUAGUUCAAACAUUCCUGCAGUUGCUAACCACUGUCUAUACUUAGUAGCUUUCUCUGUUUAGCCAAGGUAUAAUUAUUAUAAAAGGCAAUUAUAUGAAUUCUCUGAAUUGACUAAGAUUAAAAAUGGGCAGCUGCUAAUCAAGGUCAAACAAUGCCUUAAUGUAUUACUUUAAGAGUAAGUACCACGGCUCUCUAAGGGACGUGGGUGGCGCUGUGGGUUAAACCACAGAGCCUAGGGCUUGCCGAUCAGAAGGUCGGCGGUUCAAAUCCCCGCGACGGGGUGAGCUCCCGUUGCUCAGUCCCUGCUCCUGCCAACCUAGCAGUUCAAAAGCACGUCAAAGUGCAAGUAGAUAAAUAGGUACCGCUCCGGCGGGAAGGUAAACGGUGUUUCCGUGUGCUGCACUGGUUCACCAGAAGCGGCUUAGUCAUGCUGGCCACAUGACCCGGAAGCUGUACGCUGGUUCCCUCGGCCAAUAAAGCGAGAUGAGCGCCGCAACCCCAGAGUCCUCUGCGACUGGACCUAAUGGUCAGGGGUACCUUUACCUUUACCUUGACCAUGGCUCUCUAAUUGUUGUGUGUAGUGCCAUUUGACUGCAGAGGUUUAUAUGUCUGUUUCUUGAUCAUUCAUCUUGAAUACAAUAAGAGAAGAAAUGUGAUUCCAAAUACUGAUGCCCAGUGUGUGUGGUUGCCAGAUUGGAGCAAUGAGCAACCACCUAAUUAUUGCAACCAGUGUGAGCAAGUCUGAUUAGAGACCCUGAGAAAUGGGAACAACAUUUAUACCAUCAAAAAGGAAAGGGAAACUGCCAAAGGGACUUCUGUCUGUUUUAACAUGUUAAAAAGGUUUAGAAAUGAAAACUUGAAGCUAGUAUGGAUAUAAUACUGGCCACAGGCUUUUUUGCUUCCUCUCCCACAGAUCCUUCUCUCCUACUUUUCUUGUCUGACCGUAACAGUUGUUCUUGUUAUUAUUUAUUAAUUUAUGUACUGCUUACAUGCCAAAAUGGCUUCUAAGUGGUUCACAAGUAAAAACAUAAUAUAAGAAGUACAUCAAAACAUUAAAAAACAUCCAUAAUUAAAAUUGAUAGUAAAACAAGUCAGUCAGAAAUCAUAAUAAUUAAAAUAGUUAAAAGAAUGAUGAAAACAAUUGGAUCAGGCAGUUCAAGGUCAGAGGUAUGUGUGCCUAACAGAUGUCUUCAAGAGCAGGUGGAAUGUCUCUAUGGAUGGAGCCUCUUGUAUUUCAGCAGGAAGGGCAUUCCAUAACAUUGGUCCCCGCCCAAAAAAAGCCUGCCUUAAUGUUACCACAAGCCAGUGAUCAUCAGACUUCAUUACUGUGGUGUGUGGGUUGGCCAGAGUUUGUCUAGUGUUAACUAAGAAUUGCUUUCAAACCAUGCUUUGUAACUCCUUCUCAAAUUGUAAACUACUCCUCCAAUUUGUUUGGAGGCAACUUUUGGGUUGUGUAAUUGAAGUUUGCUGAAUUCCGACAUAUGUGGUAAAAAAUAACAAACCAGGAAAGGGAUAUUCUAGAUUCUCUACACUAGCCUUGCCCAACUUGGUGCACUCGAUAUAUUUUGGACUACAGCUCCCAUUAGCCUCAGUCAGUGUGGCCAUGCUAGUUGCGGCUGAUUGGCGUUGUAGUCCAAAAUAUUGGAAAGAGUCAGGCUGGGGAAGGCUGCUUUGAGCCAUAGUCUGAAGAACUGGGAACUACCGUAUUUUUCGCUCGAUAACACGCACCUGACCAUAACACGCACAUAGUUUUUAGAGGAGGAAAACAAGAAAAAAAAAAUUCUGAAUGAAACAGUGGAUGUAUCAUUUUUGUGCUUCAUGCUGUGGCCACAGACAUGUGAUUUGACGGCGAGUUUGGGGUAGCCCAAUGCAAAAAUCCUGAGAAUCCAUGUGGAUCUGUGCAUUGUAACCAUGUUUUUGCACCAUUGCAGCCCCAGGCAACAGUGGGUGCGUGAUUUUUUUUUGGUGCAGGCUGUAGCCAUGGACAUGCUAUGUGAUCUGAUGGUGAAUUUGGGGUGACCCAAUGCAAAGAUCCUCAGGGUCCAUGUGGAUCCGUGCUUUGUAACCACGUUUUUGCACCAUUACAGCCCUGUUUUUGCAUCAGAUCAUUGCUAUGUGAUCUGAUGGUGAAUUUGGGGUGACCCAAUGCAAAGAUCCAUGUGGAUCCAUGCUUUGUAACCACGUUUUAAGUGGGGAGGGAAGGAAAAACAUAGAAGGGACAAGGAGCACCGAGAGGGGUGUGCGGAGAACCAGCUGGCUAAGAAUGCAGGAGAGGGGUUUUACCGGAGGGAGGAAAGGAAGGCAAAAGUCCCCCCACCCACCCACCCAAGCCAGCCAGCGCUCUCUCUCUCUCUCUCCCCCCCCCCACCUGCAUGUUGCCUGCGAGUCCCUAGAUGCAGCAGCAGCACGGAGAGGAAUUAGAAGGAAGGACGCUCUGCUUUCCCCUCUGCUUGCCUGGAGGAGAGGGGUUUUCUCUGCUCUUUGUUCCCUUUGAGCAAACACAGUAACGAAACAGAAGAGGGUGGGCAGUAAGACCCUGAGGCAGAAUGCAGGAAAGCAACAGCUUUCUCUCUCGGGAGGCUCGAAGGCAAGUGUGGCUGCCUGCAAUCAGUUUACCACACCGAGAAUGAAGAUAAACUGGUAAAAUAAGGGGGCUGGGUUAAAGCUAAAGGGAAAACCUCAAAGAUCCCUCAAGAAUAAGGCAGGGGUUCAGGGCUCCCAAAGCCGAGCUGCAGCCUUAGAAGGGAAAAAUGGGGCUUUCGGAGGUGGUUUUUUACUGCCCCGCUGCUUCCAAUUUUUUAAAAGACAAAUUGCAGGAGAAGAUGCAGCAGUCAGUCACUCUCUCACUCCCUCCAAGCACCCACGCUAGCGAACAAAAACACAGGCAGCCACACACUCACAAAGCACACACACUAGCAAACACACAGUCGCGCUGCACACACAAUCAAGCGAUCAGAGUGGCCAAACCUCCUAGCAAGCACUUCCCUGGCUUCUGCUGACCGCAACGAAGACGACCCUCGAAGAAAAUGUGUGAUACACUCAGGCCAGUCGGCUCCAGGGACCACACAUUCACUCAAUAACACACAUAGACAUUUCCCCUUACUUUUUAGGAGAAAAAAUCUGCGUGUUAUAGAGGGAAAAAUACGGUACAUUUGAACACUAGAUCUCUAACUAUAGGUUACAGGAAAUAGGAACCAGCCUUUUGAAUGUGUUCUCCCUUCCCUCUAUAGAGCAAAUUUCCACCUUGUCUACAGUGGGCAUGAAGGUUGAUGGUUUACUUACUUAAUUAUAGUUAAGGGUGAGAGAAGGGCAGUUUUGCUCCAGGAAGGAGAAGGGUUAGAAAGGAGAAGUUUUGAGAGGCUGGCCACCAGUUCCCUUAUUUUGUUUAGUAGAGAGCCAUCAAUACAUCUGCACUAACCCACCCUGUUGAUGCUAUGAUUAUUUGGUUACUUUAGUAACUGUUAAGACAGUUUCACUUGAGAGAUGAAAAUUAAGUUUUACCUUCCUCUUUAAAGACUAUUGAUCUCAACAAGCGCAGUAAACCAAUAAAUAAAAUAAAAAAUAUUAAUAAAAUGGACUUGGCCAACUUAUUAGCUAAUCCUUUUGUUGUUGCUGCUGGUGGUCUUGUGCUACUAUUAGUGACAGAUUUUGACUUGCUUUGUGCUGUUCCUAGUUACUUACUAAUCCUGUAAUUGUGAGCUUAACCUAUUGUAAAUUCACAUAACCUGUAAAUCUUAAUGGUAGAAUUUUUGACGAAAGUAAUGUUUAUAUUUUCUUACACUGAGGGGACUUUUUCCAAAGAGGCAGUUUUAAAACAUUUAAAAUACCCCCCCCCCCAUAAUAAUAAUGUGCAUUGUGGUUUUCAACUUUUCUCUCUUUCCCCUCUUUAAUUUUAGGAACAUCAUCUCCAGCGGGCCAUUUCAGCACAGCAGGUAUAUGGCGAGAAGAGGGAUAAUAUGGUUAUACCAGUCCCGGAAGCGGAAAGUAAUAUUGCUUAUUAUGAAUCUAUAUACCCUGGAGAAUUUAAGAUGCCAAAGCAGCUUAUUCACAUACAGCGUAAGUAUAUCUUUACUUCUAAACUCCACUUGUGAUUCUUGUUUGGGUUUCUUGGGCAGUGCCAUCCUUACUCUUGUUUUCUGGAAAAGUAACUUUGUGAGUUGGUAGUUUCAAGAUGACAAAAGGUGCUGUGACACCUUGAAAUUUACUUUCUCAAAACAGUGUUAAUACUUUACCUUUUUAUUACGUAAUAUUGCAUACUAAAAUAAUUUGGCAGAAACUAGAAAAUUUAAAUAUUGACUGCAGUAAAGGUAAACAAAUGUCAUACAGUGGUACCUCGGUUUUUGAACUUAAUCUGUUCUGGAAGACCGUUCAAGUUCUGAAACGUUUGAAAACUGAAAACUCAAUAGCCGACAGCUAGGCCUCAGGAUCUUGCGCUCAGCAGAAGCCGUGUGGCACAUUUGACUUCCGAGGCAUGUUCGAAAACUGAAGCAUCUACUUCUGGUUUUACAGCAUUUGAAAACCAAAAUGUUCGUCUGCGAAGAUGUUCGAAAACCGGGUACCAGUGUACUUGCAAGAAAGUAUUAUCAUGUCUGGUCACAGAAGACAGUGCAGGAGAAUGAGAAAUGUCAUAUAGGAGUGGAGCUACUUCAUAACUGGCAUCUUAUAAAUGAACUGUUGAGAAACCUAGGCUAGGGUGGGGUUUUCCAGCAUUGAUUAUGCCCACUUCUGUUUUACAUUCCCAUUUGAUUUUGGGUGCAGUGGUUGGUGUUGUAACAGGUGUCUCAAGUUUACCUUGGUUUGGAUUGGGGUGAAUAAUCUGGUAUUGAAUCCAGGCAAAACUAAAGCUGUAUUGGGGUUGGGGUAAGUGAUCUUGAAGAGAUAUGUAUAGUUGUAAUUGAUGCACUGAAUUGCUCUGAAAGAGCAACUCUGUUUCCCUGGGAGUGCUUUUGGCCAGAGAAUCCAUUUUCAUUGAUAUCUCUUAUGCUGACUGCAUCUCUUCCCCAAAGCAUGAGAACUAGGAUUAAUUGCUGUUCUUUGCUCAGUGGAGUUUCCUAUGAUUGUUCAGCAACCAUAGCUAGUACAGAAUGUUGUGGCUUCAGUCCUUUGUGGGGCAGACCAGUGAUAUAAAAUCUUGUUUUCCUAUAGAUUGAUAUACCCUGUGCCUUCUGUAAUAAUAAAUUCCCAGGCUUCACUGGAAAAAGAUUUGGGUUUGUGGGGUGGCUGGGUGGGGUUCAUUGAGGGCAGGUGAAUGGUUGUUACAUUUGUCUUAACUUUACUGUAGGUAUCUGGAAUUAGGGUGUUUUGUCUGUUAGCACAACUACAGUAGUUUCCAGAAAAGUAGCAUGUUUGUUAUGCCUAAACCUACCACUGUGUUUCUAAGGAACCCUAAUGUGGUGUUGCUUUUUCAUCUUGGAAACAAACCAUUGACCACCUCUGUGAGUGUGUGUGAUUCAACUAUGGUUAACAGAGUAGAGUUGUCUUCUGGGAUUGUUUACCACCACCACACAUACACAAGUGUCGUUAGUUGUUUAGCUUCUGCUACUCUAGGGGCAGGCAACCAGUGAGCUGGGAAUUUUCCAUUUGGCUUCCAGCAUAACUUUAUAGUCUCAAGAAUGCACUAUAACUCCUUUUUUGCUUCUGACUUGGAGAAAGUAUCUAGAGUUCAGAGUAUCAUGCUUAAGAUGAUGCAGAUAAUCAGCUCUUUGUGCCCAAUUGAUUCAGUGGGUGAAGUCCACAUUACAAGACUUCUGCCUAUAGUCAUUUCAGGAUACGGUUUUAAUUAAAACGUCGUAUAACCUGACAAGCAAGUAAGCCAGUUAUCCUAAGUCGACAUUGUCAGGACGCUGUAAAGAAAAUUAUGUUAGUAUUCCAUGUUUCAGUAACAUGUAUGCAGAUUUCUAAAUUGAAAUUGACCUUUUUAAAGAGGAUAUUUACUUUAACUUGGUCUCUGUAAAAAACAGUACUUAAACUGAACUAAUCUCUUUUUAAAGCUGCUGUAACAUUAUGUUCAGAAAUAACAAUAUGAUGGCUAGCAACUGCAUGAGCAAACCUAGGUCCCUCUCUCAUGGCCACAGCUCAGUAUGGAAGGGCCAUAGCUUAAUGGGAAACCACAGGCUUUGCUUUCAAAAUGUUCCAGUAUCAGUUAGUGGCAUCUCCAGGCAGAGGUGGGAAAGACUUCUGUCUGAAUCCUCUGUGAGUUGCAGCCAUUCACUCUGUCAUUGAUUACAGUAAAGAGCUAAAUGGAAUAAUGGUUUGACAUGGUAUAAGGUAUAUCAUAAAACAUUUUAAUUCAAACUGGAAUGGUGACUUAACACGAACUGAUUAGCUUCAGUGGGCCGGCGUUUGAAACUAAUCAUAAUUAUCUUAAACCUAGAUAUGGGAGAAGUGAGGGUGAAGUGUAGGCCUGGAAGGAAACAAGGCUUGUUCAUGUGAUGCUGAACUAUGCUUGAGCAUUACAUCCAAAUCUGGCCAAUGUCCAAAUAGCUGUCUGCCCUGCCUUACCUCUUUCUCCCCAGAACACCUGAGAACAAAAGCAUAAAACAUACUUUUCCCCCUCCAGCUUUUAGUUUGGAUGCAGAGCAGCCAGAUUAUGACUUGGAUUCAGAAGAUGAGGCCUUUGUGAAUAAGCUGAAGAAAAAGAUUGAUAUUUCUCCUUUGCAAUUUGAAGAAAUGAUAGAUCGGCUGGAAAAAGGCAGUGGUCAGCAGGUAUAGCAUUGUUUCAGAUACUUGAAAGCAUUUAUGUGGGUUUGCUAGAAAAUUCGGAAUUUAAAAGAAAGUCUUAAGCAAAUUUGCAUAUGUUAAUUUUCAACUGAAAAUGUUUCGCUUGCAUCAGAAAAUUUUCUGAUGUUCUAGAGCAGGAUUGGGGAACCUGAUGCCCUCCAGAUGUUGUUAAGCCAGUUCUCAACAUCCCCAACUAUUAUCUUUAGUGACUGGGGCUGCUGGGCAUUGGAAUCCCAACAGCUUCUGGAGGGUAAGUUUCCCAUCCCUGCCCUGUUUGUUUUACUUGUAUUUAUUAAACAUAACUAAAAACGUUGAAUCUGAGAAACUUGCCUAAUACUGUAUUUACAUUUGACAUAUAUUCAUUGUUACCAAUGAGCAUAUGGGUUGUAUCCAACAAAGUUGUUCUUAGAGAAACCCAAUAGAUGGAUUCAUCUAAUCUAGGCCCAUUAAUUUUAAUCUCAUUGGGUCUACUCGGAGUAGAGCUAACAUUGCAUGCAACUCUAUGAAAUGAAAAUGUUUUCUAUAUAAAAAGUAAAGUAGUGGGGAAAUGCCGGCUUCACAUCACUGUUUGAAACUGUUACAACUGUUGCAGAAUAAAUAAAUGUACAAAAGUGACACACUUGUGUUUUACUUUUAGCCAGUCAGCCUGCAGGAGGCCAAGCUACUCUUGAAAGAAGAUGAUGAACUGAUUAGAGAAGUAUAUGAGUACUGGAUUAAAAAGAGGAAAAACUGUCGAGGUCCGUCUCUUAUCCCAGCAGUAAAACAGGAGAAGCGUGAUGGUUCCAGCACAAACGAUCCUUAUGUUGCAUUUAGAAGGCGAACAGAAAAGAUGCAGACUCGUAAAGUGAGUAUGUUUAUAUUUAUAUGAAUUCUUUGAACAGGUACACUAUUUAGAGCUUGCCUCUGCAAGAGGAAUAAGGAUAAUGGAUUGUGUUAUGGCCCAGAAGAGUUUGUGUUUAUAAAAAUGCAGGUGUCUGUGUGGUCUGUGUGACUAUUUAUUUAUUUUGCAGAAUCGGAAAAAUGAUGAGGCAUCAUAUGAAAAGAUGCUUAAGCUGCGUCGGGAUUUGAGUCGUGCGGUAACAAUUCUAGAGAUGAUAAAGAGACGGGAAAAAAGUAAGAGGGAGUUACUGCAUUUAACACUGGAAAUUAUGGAAAAGAGGUAAAGAAUUAAUGUCUAUUGAAAUACUCAUUUUUUAAAAAAGUAUUAUUAAUGUUACUAUUAAAUACAAAGAAUAGAGAUAAUGUUCUAUUUAUUUUGCUCUGAUUUUUUAACUGACUGCAGUCCUAACUUACUUGGGAGUAAGCUCCAUUGAAAACAAGAGGACUUACUUUCAAGUAGACAUGGUUAGGACCGCACUGCAAUAUUGUAAAGGUCUGACUCUGUCAUAGGGUAGGUAGUUUUUUCUGUAUGGAAGGUCUCCUUAAAUGCAGCUUGUUUUUGCAUGUUCACUAUUUGUAUCUUAGUACAGUAGUUAUUUAACAUUAUGAAUUUGGUAGUGAACAUCACUUCUAGUCACAAAGCAAUGCCGUAUUUUCAUGAGAGCCCACCUGCCUUGUUGGAGUGACUGCAUGACAAAUGUAUUCAUCAGUUGGUUACAAUUUCACUUGGAUUGAAUGCUGAUGUUUCUACCUAGAACCAGUCAAAAUUAAUGAGCUCUCCUUUUACAAGUUGAGAAAUAACAUGGGCUUACAAAUCAUAAACUUGUGGCAUCAUGCAUCCUGGCAUUUUCCCCAGUUAUGGCUCUUGGUGUGUAAAAACAUAACUCCUUCUUAGAUCGCUUGCUCCAGUUCACAUGCUUUUAGCUUGAUAUCUUUGAUAAGUCUUACUACUUUGAGGGGGCAAGGUUAACAAAUUGUCACUAACCCCGAUUCAAUCCCUGACAACUCCAGUUAGGGCUAUGAAAGAUUCCUGACAAGAGACAGUCGCAAGCUUCUGCCAGGCAGAACAAGCAUUACUAGAUGGACCAAUAGUCAGACUUUGUAUAAGGCAGGUUCCUAUCUUUUUGAAGCACACCUUUUGUAAGUUUGAAACUGAGGCAAGCACAAGGCAGGUGUCUAGAAAAAUACUUCUUUUAAAAAUCACAGCAUAAGUUGCUCCCUACUAUUCAUUUGUUGAUGGAUGAGAGGCUGAGGUGAAGGCAGUACAGUGGUACCUCGAAGUUACAAACGCCUCAGGUUACAAAUGCUUCAGGUUACAAACUCCGCUAACCUGGAAGAGUUACCUCGAGUUGAGAAGUUUGCCCCAGGAUGAGAACGGAAAUCGUGUGCUGGUGGAACAAAUUUAAGUUCGUAACUAGAGGUACCACUGUAUUGUGAAAAAGAGAGAGGGGCAAGGGGGAUUUGAGUCUGGCAUGUUUCUGUAACUGUCUUAAAUAUUGGUGAUUUAUUGAAAACUUCAGGAAAAUAUAUUAAAUUUUGUAAUGGAAGCACUUUGAAAUGGACUAUUCUCAUUGCUAAAGGGAUUCAGUUUGUUGCAUGCUAUCCAUUGUUGAAAUUUGUGCCAUCAGUUGAGAAAAACCACCAUGUCAUAAUCCACUUUUCUUGAACUAAUCCAGUGAUGUUGGCUGGGUAGAUAAUACUGACUCAAAAUCAGUACUUGCCACUUAAUUCCCACACUUCUAAUCCAUUUGCUGAAAUCAUUGACUUAAGAAUUUUGGAAGCUGUUGUAGUGUUCUAUAACAGCUUUCCCCAACCUGGCGCCCUGUAUUGUUUUGGCCUACAAUUCCCCAUGAGCCUCAGCCAGCGUGGCCAAUAGGUGUCGUCCGAAACAUAUUGAGAGCAACAGGUUGAGGAAGGCUAUAGGAAUAUUUUGUCUGUGUAAGAUGAAAUAAUAUCUGUAUUUACUGGAUAAAUAAAGGAUUUCACAAAGUGUAGGCAUAAAUAUUAAAGUAUUAAAUGCUUAAAAAGAAUUAUAGCAGCUUUUUUAUAAUUUUCAGAUAUAAUUUGGGCGAUUAUAAUGGUGAGAUCGUGUCUGAGGUAAUGGCCCAGCGGCAGCCCAUGAAGCCAACCUAUGCUAUUCCCGUUGUUCCUGUUCCUAAUAGCACUCAGUUUAAACACCAAGAAAGUAUGGAACUAAAGGAAUUCAAAGUCAACAAGGUGAUUAAAUCUUUGAAGAUAUAUGUACUUAUUCAGCUUUUUAAAAUGGGGCCAAAAUGUUUAGAGUCCCAAGUCUAGAAGAAUCCUAGAUAACUGAAGCGUAAAGUAAAUUUAAUAAAAAAUUAUCAUUCCAAUUUUAUUAUAUUUUGGUUGUCCAGACAUUUUAUUUAUUUAUUUAUUAUUUUUUGCCGUUUCUUAAUGGGUUAUUUGUUUUCUCCUUGCAGCAAGAGAAAGCGGACAUUAUACGACCCAAAAGAAAGUAUGAGAAGAAGCCCAAAGUUGUACCUUCCUCGGCUACUGCUGCUACUCAACAGACAACUCCUGCUGCACUGCCAGUCUUCAAUGCUAAAGAUAUGAAUCAAUAUGACUUUCCCAGCUCUGAUGAGGAACCGCUUUCCCAAGUAUGACUUUCAUAUUUUCGACUGUAAUCCUAUAACCACUUACAUGGGACUAAGCCCACUGAAUUCAGUGGGACUUAAUUCUGAAUAGAGAUAUUUAGAAUAUUGCUAUAGUUAGGGGAGGAAAGAAAAUUGUGCCCUCAGAUUCUUACCUGUGUUCUCUUCCUGUAUGUUCAAAGGUCUUAUCUGGUUCUUCUGAAGCUGAGGAAGAAAAUGAUCCUGAUGGUCCAUUUGCUUUCCGUAGGAAAGCAGGCUGUCAGUAUUAUGCUGUAAGUUUUGAGUUUCUACAAACAAAUAAUACUGAUAUUAACAAUGAAAAUAACAUUCUAAAAUAUUUGUUCUCAAAAUUUUCUCUUCAAGCCUCAUGUAGACCAAACUGGUGACUGGCCGUGGAGUACUCCUAAAGGGGGAGCGUUAGGAGAUGAGCGUUACAGAUAUUGCUUAACAACCCUUACUAUACCCCAGCGGUGUAUUGGGUUUUCACGUAGACGGGUUGGACGUGGUGGAAGGUAGGCUUAUUUAUCUUUAAUGUGGUUAACAUAAAAGUUUCAAUAUGUAUCGGUGAGAAUGUGAAAGGCAGUACAAUAAAGUUCUUUUAGUUUUGCUUAGAUUUUUGUACUUACUUGAAAAACUAACUAGCCCUUAAAGGAUUUUUUUACCUUUACCUUGGUUAAGAUAAUCCUCUAAAUCAUCUGCUGCAGGAAAGUUUGGAAGCAUUUGAGCAAUGAAAGUAUUGAGAUGGGAAAGAGGAGUCCACAAGUUAUUGUCUGGCCUUGAUUGCUAACCCUGUGGUCAGCAGUCUAGGCUCCUUUUUCAGCACUUCAGGAGAAGGGGCUGGUGUGUCAACAACUCUCAUUAAAGUAAGCUUGGGAUACACUCAGAAGUUUUGAGAAAAAUUUCUUGCUACUUCCAGCUGUCCCUAAGCACAGCAUGAGAUGAGAGUCUGAUUCUCUUUUCAGGUAAUUAAUUCAGCUAGUGCUUUACUGGACAAUACUUAAGAGUUGAGAGAUUGUUGCUGCCUUGGAGUACGUCUCUUGCUGAUGCACCCUUCCUCAAGUCUUUUCCCAUGUACCCAAAUAUUGGGGGGUAAUAGACUUUGUCUCUCUUGCCUAGGCAGGCAGAAAACACCAGCCCACUCUCCUCUUGAUGGGGAAAAAUGAUCCUCUUUUGUGAAUUCUCUACCAGUGGUGGGCUGGCAAGCUCUGUAAAUCUUGCAACAUGUCACAGGCAAUAAAGAUAAAAAUAUUUCAACCAUCAGCUAAACCUGAAGUGAAGUCACUUAAUCUGCAGGCAGUUGAGCUCGGUCUAAAACUGGUGAAAUAUGUGCAUAUUUUCUUUAAUAUAAAAAAUGAUGAUCAAACAGCUGUAUUUUCAAGCAUGCUUGAUUUUUUUCUUCUUCCUUGCACAGACCUAAGCCAUAAUCUUAAACCAUGGUUUGGUGCUACAUAAACAAGGCUUGAGUAACACUAGGCUUACAGGCUAUUCCUUCCCCCAUGCUGCUAUUCCCUGCCCCCAAUCAUGGUUUGAGGAAAGCCAUGGUCUGUCGUUGCAUCUAAACAGUCAGAUUCAUUUGCCAUAAACUGUUAGUUCAGGAAGCAGAAAAUUGUGUGCAGUGAGAUUCUCCAGCUUGUUUACAUAGUGCCAAAUCAUGGUGUGGCAUUGUAUUUGAACAAGCCCUUCAUUGUUGGUUUGAAGUGCAACUAUAGGCUGUCUAAAAUUAUUAACUUAAUUUGUGCUUUUGCUUCCUUUUCUGUUUUGCCUGUUCAGUUCCUAAUCAAAUGUAAAUAUGUCUUUAAAAGACACUGUAUCCUCAUCUUUGCCCAUUCAGAAUUCUGUAGAUCUGCCAGUGCUUUUAAUUGCAAUUUUACAGUAAUUUCUUAAAGAUUUAUAUAAGGCAUUGUGGAAAACCUGAUAGCAAAAGUGUGAUCCAGCAACUACAUUAAAAAUACUUUAUUACAAAUAGAAGUAACAUGUUGAAUGUCGAAAUAAGUUAUCUUAUCACAUUGACUUUAUUUAUUUAAUAAUAACUUAAGUCUUUAUGCUGACUUGCUCUUUCACAUAUGGCCCUUAACACAAUUCUUUAUGCUUCAAAUGUUGGAGGUCUUCUGAGUUAACAGUUGAUUUGGAAAGUUUUGUGGCAAGAUUCUCAAAUUUUUGUUUCUGCUUCUUUUCCCCCAACGUGGUUGAUAUAAAAAGGGGUUGGGUUGUAAAUGUCACUUCAGCUUGUAUGCUAUAAAAACAACAAUCUUCCCAUUUUUAGGGUGCUACUGGACCGAGCCUAUUCGGAGAACAACAGUGCAUUUUGCCAGCUGGAUUCAGAAAUGCUUUCUUCACAACUACACUCGUCAAUCAAUCAAUUUGCCAAUACCUCAGAAACAAAUACCUCGGACAGAUCUUUCUCUAAAGACCUCAGUCAAAUACUAGUCAAUAUCAAAUCAUGUAGAUGGCGGCAUUUUAGGCCUCGGACACCAUCCCUACAUGACAGUGACAAUGAUGAACUUUCCUAUAGGAAAUUACACAGGAGUGUAAAUCGAACUGGCACAGCACAACCUGGGACCCAGACAUGCAGUACCUCUAUACAAAGUAAAAGUAGCAGUGGUUCAGCACACUUUGGUAUGUUGAUUUUGACAAACUUAAUACUAAAAUUGUCUUUGGCAAAGAUGAUCCAACUUUUUAGCUCCUCCAUGUCUUUCUCAGCUAAUAAUUAUAUUUUACAUUGUGCACUUAAGUGCAGUUGCUGAAAUUCUUGGCAGUAUAAGUCUGACAAAUCUCGCCUUCCAUGCAGAAUUAAUUUUGUUAUGACUAUUUGACAUUAUUUAUUGAUUUCAGCAAUUUAGCUUGCUUUUUGGUGGGGAUUCGCAAGAUGGGAUACAAAAUUAAGAAUUAAAAUGUAGCAUAAGAAAACAGCAAAACCUGAAAGAUGGGGGCAGUUUAAAACCAGAGAGCCAGCAUUAUCCAUGAAACAGCUAACCGUGAAAAUAUCUGCCUACAAACAUUCUUAACUUUGACUGAAAAGUUCAACACUCUCAAAUAUUUUUAGUCCACCAAUGAAAAAUAAUAAUUUGGUAGUGGCUAUUAGCCUAAUAGACAGUGAUGCCGUAACACCUGCUGUACCAGAUCUUAAGGAACUCAAAUUGUACAAAAAGAAAAUUACUCCCCUGAAUUAACACAUGUGGUAUACUGAAGCUUAAACUUUGAAGUCCAUUGUUUAGAAUAACAGGUAUACAACUUAAGUAAAUCAAUACUAUCAGUAAGUCAAAUGAAAAUUGUUUUUCCAAAAUGUACACUUGUACCAGGUGAACAGCUUGAAGAUAUGGGUACUGCUUGCAUCCUAUUAAAAUAGCUGUCCUACAGAAUGAUUUCUGGAAGUAGUUGCCAGAAUUGAAGAUUUACUGAUUAACUGUGUAACUUGCAAAUAGAUAAUAGCUGUGGAAUGUUUAUGGUGUCAUCAUAGUAUACUUGUCCCUUUCUGAUACAAGACUCCCAGAAGUCAACCACGGUAUUUAACUUCUGUUGAACUCUUCAGUAGCAAUGCAUGUUUGUCUCUUUGGAAAAAAAACAGCACUCUACCAUUGUGGAAUAAAAGAAUAUCAACAAUGUUGUCCCUAGCAAUUUUAUUAAGAUAUUUGAUGAUCUAAUUACAUUAGUCAUUCAUGGCAUUUAUCAUCAGUAUUUAUUAUCUCUGUAGUCAUUCAAAGUAGUGUUGGACCUAGAUAAAGUUUUAUUAGUGGUUUCCUUAUUCCAUUAGGGCCAAGUUAUUAUCAAUUCUAAUAGUGAAAAGAGUUUGCAGUGCAAAUAUGUACUUGUGUGGUCAUUGCAGCAUAGUAUUGGGCUAGCACCUUGUGACCUACCAAACCAAAUGUACCCUAACAGACAUGUCUUACUAUUCAUAAGCAGCAACAUCAAGAUUUGGUGGGCUGUGCAUGUUAGUUUUGAUGAGUCAGUCACAAAUUGUACUGGGCUGCUUUAAGAGAACCAAAUUAUGUACAGGCAGUGACUGUUUUAGGUGUGUCCAAAUGAUGUGUGGGUACUUUUGGACCUGGAAGAGGGCGAACGGGAGCAGGACAUGCUUAUGCACGCUCUGCAAACAUGCACAGGGCCAGGAACGGAACCCCUGUGCAAAAUGGUUGUCGCCUGUACAAUGUGCAGGACCAGGUUCAUCGUACCUGGAAUACCAAUCUCUGUUAUACUUAGCAUUAUGGCUGUGGCAUUCCUUUGCUUUUUAAGGUUCACUGAGCAAAUCAUAAGUGUGGUCGUUAACUUCAGAGUUUCCAGGUGCAAAAGUAUAUUGUAUUAAAAGGAAAUGAUUUCCAGCCAUAGAAAUCAACUGUGUCCCUGGAUAGUUGCUGGAAAUCUUUAUAGUUGUCUACUCACCAAACGUUAGCACCCAGAUGAAUAAAUAUUUAGUCUUACCAUACCUUUGACUGUAGUUGUAACAAGUGGCUCUGAUUUGCCCAAGCAAUAGUUGCAUAUAUUUACUGCUGCAAAAUUUUAAAUCUAAAAGUUGAUAGUAAGGUCUGAGGUUCUUUGAGGUCUUAAGAUAAAUGUUAUCUAAGAAUGAUUCAUAGGUGGAUUUUUGAGGUUGGUACAGUUGGCUGACUUCGAUGCAGCACCAUAGACAUGGUUUGAUCAUUGAGUCUAAGCCUUGCACUUGUUAACUCUUCACUCCACCCCACCCCCUGCCGUAUUCAUUUAUUUUUCUUCCUAAAAACUCUGUUUAUAUUCUCUGUAUUAUGUUACCUUUGGUUUUCACAGCCAUGAAUCAUUCUGAAGUAGCCAAAUAUGCAAAGAGUUUCAGAGCAGCCUUUCGGGAAUACGGUGUGCAUUGAGCUCUCUGCAGUUUAGCUUCUUAACUGAAGCUUAGCUAACACUAUAGUCUGUGACUAAUAGUAAAAACCAUGAUGGUUGAUGGGUAAACCUCCUUUGCCCUUGCAACUCUAUGGUUGUGCUUUGAUCAUUUUCUAAGAAGGUUUUGAUUGAGAAGAGAGCAUUUGUUGACAAGUAAAGAGUUACUUGGGUUGUAUUUUUGUUUAGAGUGCUGGUUAGAAAAAAUUAGCACUAUAGAAAUUUUGUAGAAUAUGGGAAGAAGCUUGUCAGGCCACUGCAGUAACCUGUAUAGAUAAGGACAGCUUCACCGUUGCAUUCUAGACUUGUUUCAGUUCAGCCUAAGGUGGCACACUUGCUGCCCAGACAAUCUGCCAUGGUAGAGAACAAAUCAGCAUGAUGAGUUGGGGAUACUUCCUACUAAUCUAAUUGUGUGGGAGUCUGUGUUCUCUGUAGCAGUGAUGAUGUUGGAUAUAAGAGUGGAUCUGCUUAGCUUCAGAAUGAGACAGAAUUCCUAAUCUGUCAGUUAUACUUUUAUGGAUUGUUACUAAUGUACAAUAAAUGGAAAAUUUAUGAAUACAUAUAAUAAAUGGACAUUUAUCUAUAAUCAUUAAAAAGGAGAAGCUAUCUCUCAUUAGAGUUCAGACUACUACUACUCUCUUGGAAAUUUUGUGUUUAAAUGAGAAACAUCAGCUGUAUGUUGAGAAGUACAGCCCAAGUUUCAUAACGGCUUAACUUUUGUAAUAUGGAAAGUAAGGAUGGAGAAAUAAUUUAUUCAUUAAACUUUUCACAGCAGAGCAAUGCAACUUGCUUGCAGAUCAGAAGACAACUCCCAAACAGAUAAUGUACUUAUCCAGAUUUUGAAAUGCAGUUCUGCAACUUACUUUGCAGGGGGGGGGGGAGUCUAAAAAAAUCUGUACAGAGUUUUUAGUGUUCUUCCAAAAUAUCUGCACAAAGUGAGAUAGGACAAACCUAUUAUUAAAGUCCCGGAAAAACUGAAGCAGAACAAAAUUAGGCUGCUCCAGUCCAUCCCUAAUGGAAAGACUGUACAUACACUAUUUAUAUAGAAAGGAAGAAAAUAAAAUCUUCAUAAUAUUAUAGCUUAAAUCUGAGAUGUGGCUGUUUUAGCAAGCCUACUGUUGGAUGGAAAUUCUGGAUAUAAUCUGAUAGUCUUUUUAUUAAUGUAUCGUGUGACAACAGAGCACUUUGAAGGGAAACUCCUUUUUUAAGUAAAAGGAUGUGCAUGUUAUAUAGCUAUGCAUUGAAGGCCAGGUUCCUUUUUGACUAUAUCAUUCAUUGUUUUACAUCAAACUAUGAAUAUUUUAAGUUUUUCAUUUAAAAAUCUUGAAUUUAUGCUGAAUUCUUCCAGGAAAUAGCAAUAUCAGACAUUAAACACUUGCAUCAAAACUUCUGGUCUUGUACUAGUUAGUGCCUCUUGUGACCUUGGAAUAAAUCCAUUUAUGUUAAGUGAUAUUCUAAUACUGUCAGCAACUUCAGUGUUGGAAUACUUGUAAAGCUAUUUGACAAAAAUAUGCAUACCUUACUAAUAGUGUUCCUAUUUUUCCUAAAAUCCAACAUGUCUUCAAAUAAAAUACAGAAUGAAAACCAGGCUCUUGAUCCUAGAAACCUCUCCAUAGGGCUGGUUUGCAGCCUUAGAGAGUAUUUUACAACUGAGAGAUGACAACUUCAUUAAGUGUGUUUCUUUUUCAUACAUAUUUUACACACACACACACACACACACACACACCCCUCAGAUGUGGAUUGACUGUCAUUUCUAUAUAUAAUUACUGUAAGAGGCAUGCCUAGUUCAGUGUAAGCAGAAAUAAAUUUCCUGGUGCCCCGCCUUCAUGCACAUUAGUGCAAAGUAAUAUGCUGACGGUAUUUGCUGUGUAUGAGGGGGCCUCAAAUUUGGAAGCCAUAUCAGGUGUGUCCUUUGGAUGUCAACUGUUACCAUUUUUUCUCUUUUUUGGUCUUCUACCAGCAUGGUGUAUUUCAGACUUCUGAGAAUCCACUCAGUUAUAACAGUGGCUUGCUUUGAGAAGCUAGAAAGUUGGGGUGUUGGGUUAAGUGUUCCAGAAACACAAGUCCCAAGCCAUAUUGAGUAUGUGGUAUGAUUACAGUCAAACCUUGGUUGUCGGACGGCUCCGUUUUCGAACGUUUCAGUCCCUGAAUGCCGAAAACCCGGAAGUAAAUUCCAGUUUCCAAAUGUCCGACGCAGCUUCUACUUGAGUGCAAGAAGCUCUUGCAACCAAUCAGAAGCCACACCUCGGUUGUCGAACAUUUCAGAACAGGCUUCCAGAUCGGAUUACAUUCGACAACCGAGGUUUGACUAUAUUUGAAUUGUGACCAUCAAAUAAAGAACAACUAACUAUUUAAUUAACUAUUUUUCUUACAUUGUAAGUAAUGAAUAAUGAAAAAUUAGAAAUAUAUAACAUUAGUUUGGAUACCUGAGAGCUAGUUUUGUAUAGAAAAAGGCUCACUGAUUUGGCGAACACUUGUGUCUGUUGAGAACUGUUCCAUAGCAUUUGCAUGAUAAUAUCAUAAGGCUGGCAUGCCUUUUAAAUCAAACACAUCAACAGGUUUAUAAUUUCAUUGGGUUGAUAGAAUAGAAGUGAAAAUCUUUGAAUUUGGGGUGGUUUUUCAGGCACUUAUAACCUAUUUUGUAUAGGCUAAAUGACUUCCCCCAUCCCAUUUGUCUGGUAGCCUAAUACAUGGGGUUUUUUGCCAGUAAGUGGCCUUUCAGAGGAAUGUUAGGAAAGUAAAAACUUGUGUAGAGCUUCGAGAAGCAUAUUUUGUAUGGUUUAGUGACUUGCCUGGUUUUGUAACCUUUCGUUUAUUUUACUGAAUCUUUUUUGUUGAAGGUGAAUUUCAUACAAGAGCAUUUUACACAUUUCAGUCAGAUUGUACUAUCAUGGGGAGGUUCUUAAACAUUGUUCUUAAACAUGAUCACCAUGGAGAACCAAUUCUAAAUGCUCCUUUUACUAUACAAAAGAUAAAUGUGACCUAAAGUAUAGCAGGAAAAAUGAUAGAUAAGUGAACUGUUUCUCAGGAUUCAGUUCCAACAACCAUUGUCAACAAGUGUGAUUGCUUGAUAUGAAAGGGCCUCUGUGUACUGAUAGUAUCAGUUGGCGUACUGCUAGUAAUAUUGCUCAUUAAACAUCAUGUGCCACCUAAACUGACCAACCUGUGUAGAGUUUUUCUUCCUUGUAUCAUUUCAAAAGUUGUUAAGGCAUGAACUGUGGAUAUUGCAUGGAAUAGUGAUUCACAUUGACACAUGAAGCAUAGCAUUGAGAUGUAUUGCAUCUCUCUAGCAGUGUUUUUCAGAUGAUUCUGUAAGCUUCUCAUACCUUCUUGCAGCAUUACAAUCUUCCACAGUUAAGGCAGAUUUUGUGGCUUGCUACUAAUGAUUUAUUGAAGGUUUCUUGCAAGAAAUUAAUUCUGUUAUUUAUGGAAUAUAUAUUAGCUGCCCAGUAAUGUAGUUCUCCAGGUGACUCAUAAAAUUAAUAGUGACAAAAUACAGUAAAAACAAUUAAACAACAACAACAAUUUGAGCAUAUACAUUUCCUGCAAAGAGACGUAACACCAAAAUCACAAUAUAACUAUAAAAUACGCAAUAAAUACUCAGUUGAAUUAACAAUAUAGAUUUAACAUUGUGCUUAAUUGCAUUUAAUGACUUUAACUAUCUGGGUAAUUAGAUCUGUAUACUCAUAAAUGUCUUUUAAUAAAGUAACAGAAUAAAAAAGUUCUCCAACAUAUAUAAAAUAAGUAAUUGCCAAUUAGUUUAUAGAGCAAUCUGUUGCAGCAAAAGUAUGCAGAGUGACAACAGCGUAACAGGAGUCUGACUAAUAGAAAUCUAAAAGGUUGGCUAUAUUAAAUAUGGAAAUGAGUGCACUGUGCAUCUAGUUUUAAAACAUAACAUAUUUUACCUUUUUUAUGUGGCUCUUAAAAAUGAACUGCAGCAAAAGGAUUAUAAAAUCUGCACUAAUUCUUUUCUGUAUCAAAGCAUAAAGCCUGGGUAUUAAAACCUAAGUUUUGCAGUUUAAUGAAAUAAUAUAUCCUCUGUUCUAUGCAGUUUACACUAUUCAUGCUUUUGAUUUCUUUUCACCACUCACUAAUGAACUGUGGAGCAUGGGGAAGAGUUGAAAUCUUCCCAUUUCCUGCCUUGAGAAAGCAUCACAUCCAAGUAUGCAGGUGUGGGGAUUAAGCAUGUAGAAAUUAUAUAUUUUUGGUGUCAUGGACUUCUAACUUUGUUGCAAUUCAACCAUCUCAAAAAUCGAAUGCUAUCAGAAACCCCCUUGGGUUUGCUCUUGAGCUAUGUGGGUAGCUGCUUUAGAAAGCAGUCUCAUAUUUUUGCCACACAGCUCAAUGGGUCGGAGUCAGUGGUCAUUUAUUAGGAGUUUCAUAGUCCAGCCCAUGAUGUUAAAACAAGAGAAUUUUGUCCUGUACUUGAAAUUUCCCCAGCAGCUUAUGUAAAGCAAGCCUUGCAGAGCUUUCAACUCUUUACAAGAGUAAGUUAUUAUCAUUAAGAAUUUACUUAGAAGAAAUUGGGUGUUAAUCUUUCCUCACUAAUUUGUGAAUGUGCAGAUCUCAGAAACCCACACUUGAGUUCUUCAAAAGUGUAGGUUCCUCUACAUGGCUUCCAUAUAAUCCAUAUAUAGGGCACAGCACAGAGACUUCUGAAAGGCCUCCUUGGCCUUCUGUAACUCUUGAAAUCCUUGAAUACAUUCUGAAAUUUUUGAAGCUGUAGAUUGGUAGUUGUCCAUUAUGUCAAAAAUCUUACCCCUUGGCAAAAAAAGAAGCGAAAAGAUUAUUCAUUCAUGGGAGAAAAUUUCACUUAAAUCUCAGUAAGUUGCAAGGUUACAAAUACAAACAUGGAGGGUGAUUCAGUUGCCCUAUUUGACUUGGUAGUGUGCUUGCAAGAGUGAAUGAAAAUUCAUCCUCACAAGCAAAUUUAAAUAUAUCUGGCAGUUUUAGCUGAACUAAGACUUAGUUUUCUGUACAGGAUUCACUUUUACUUUUGAAAAUGUUAUGAUUCUUAAAUCUGUUGAAUGUGUGUCACUUGUGGCUAACACUCUAGGGGAGUUGUUCAGCCUCUCUGCAAAGAUGUGACUUUUAAGUAGAAUUUUUACAGCAUGUGUGGAGUGGCCCUUGGCUACCCUUACGGAAAAUAAUGUUCUGGGACUGUUUCCACUGAGUUCAGCAAUUAGUGCAAGGAUGUCUGGCUGUGCAAUUGGACUUUCUCUCCCCACACUUACACACGCGCACGCGCACACACCAUCUACUCUGGAACAAAUUUGGAACACGGGGUAUCUAAGGGGCAGAAGUUCUUGCGCUAACAGGACAACUACAUUGGUUAUAGCCCUUUGUUUUUAAGAUGCCACAUAACUUUCUCUUGUGUUUGCUGUAACAAGCUGAAUGCAUUUAUUAACCUUACUAACAAAAGUUCUUGAGGUAACUUGCAGCCUAAUUAAAAUAGAGCAAAUAAAAGAGAGUUUCUAGGGAGUGCCAAGAAUAUCUGCAGAUUGCCUCCUGCAGAGCUCAGUAUAAUUUUAACAAGCCUAAAUGUACCUAUUUCCAUAGGAUCAGGCAGUUGAAGAGUUCUUGUUUGAAGUGUUAAAAUGAUGCACAGUUGCGGUCAAAGUUCUAACCACAUAUCUAGUGGAUAGGGAUCCAAAGAAUUGUACCAAAGUUCUUCAUGCUGCAGGUGGUUUUAGGCUUUAGGUUUCUCAAUCAGCAGCUUCACAUUCCACAUGGGGGAGGAAUUGAUUGGACUACUCUAAACAAGCUAAUUGGAACCUAACCCAUAUAAAUGCCAGUUUGUGCUAUUGUAUUCCUUCAGUGUGUCAUGUGAAGCUCAAGCUAGCACAACUAGGUAGAGAAGAAGAGAUAUUAUUGUGAACCAGGCUUUAUGUGAAGAACGUCUGCCGUCAUCAUCACCACCACUGCUUGCUGACUCAUUGUGUACCUAUAUAUUACUGGAGAAAUUCAUUUAAAAAAACUGACGGAGCUUCCAACUGAUGCAUUGUUGUUACUACAUUAAUGUUGCAAUUGCCACCAAAUAUUUCUGCUUUCCUCUUUAAUCUCUGCAUUGGGUAGAAUUUAAGAAUGCAGGAAUGCAAGCUGAACAUCAAACAAAACUGUUGACUAAUUGGGUGGACCAACUUGCUGGUGUACCCUUUAAGGUUAUUUGUGGAGCUGUAGCGGUAGCUUGUGUAUAUCCUUCUUGCCAUACAAUUAUGCAGGCUAUAUAUAUGCAUAGCAAUGUGUUGAUACAAUACCUAAAAACUCCUUAACUUGAUAGCAAAGAAUGCCCUUUGUUUAAAAGUGUAGUUGCAAGUGAGAUUCAAAUUCAGUUUGUGAAAACUGGUGGAAGUUGAACCCCACAGAUCAGUGUCUAGGCAAGUCUUGUCUUUGUAGUAUUUCAUGUUUUAAGUGUCUGUCCUCGUGCUUCAACCUUUAUAUUGUGAUUUUUGGAUGAAGGAUGGUAUGCAGAUUUAAUUAAUAAUAAUAAUAAAAUAAAAACCUGGUCUAAAUGUCACUAUUUGGCUAGGAGGAAAAAAACCUCAAAAGCCUAGGCAAUCCUCAGAUUUGUAGUAAGAGCAACACACUUGAACUUGGUGAUUGUUGCAUAUUGGCAACAGAUUUGUAAAAAGGUUUAGACUUGCAGUGUUUAUAGCUGUGAAUUAUAUUUGCUGGUCAAAAAGAGUGUGAAUGUAGUAAUACUCUUUAAGAGUUUUACAGAUUAAUACUCUUAAUUUAAUAUGUGUAUUAACUAGCAUUGAGCGAAGUUGUGCGCAACUAAUUUGUUUCUGGAAACUUGACAAUGGCAGAGCAUUUCUUUGUAGUUUGGAGUCUGGGUUGAUAAACUAGAUCAUGUUCUGUAGAACCAGUUCCUGUUGCAGAAUGUUUAUUUUGAUAUUCUAAGAUGUUCAAAACAAAAAUCUAAAGCAUCCAAAAUACUCAGAUUUGAGUUUUCUACCAAAAAAUGGAAUCAAGAAUCCUGCCAAUGUGUUGUCUAGAUUAGAUUUAUUACCUUAUUCUCUAUCCUAAACGGCUUUAAAAGUUGGCUGUGGAGAGUUUUUCAUUAAGAUGAAGUGAAAUGAAAACUGCAGCAAAAUGCUAUUCAGUCUCUGCUUUUAGAACUCUUCAUAGAUGAAUAAGUGACAUAACAUAGUUUUUCUUUGUAAAUCAACAUAACCAGAUCUUGACCCACAUUCUAUCUACAUCAGGUGGGUCAAUUGAGGGAAACAGAAUGAAAACCUCAUAAAGCUUUUUUUUAAAAAAAUAAUUUAUUCAUUUUAAAAUUAAAUGUUCAUUUGAUGGGAUGGAAUGCAGGCAUUAUCUAAAAUAGGACCGGGGGAUUCAAAUGGAUAUUUGAUAACUUUUCUAUCUUAGUAUGAUGGUUGUAAUAUGGCAAUCUGCUGUUAUUGAAUGGCAAGCCACAUUUUUAUUGCUUCAUAGGGUUAGAAGCACACUUCCUUUUGUAAGAGCUGCUAAUUGCAGCUCCUGCUGAAGUAGGAACACUGAAUAUAUGUACUGAGAUUCGGAGCUGCACAUGUUGCAUUUCCAUUUUAGUAUAAGGGCUGUACACACGAGGUUUAUGUAUUUUGAUAUGGUAUUCUCUUAUUUUAUAUUUUGUUCAGCAUUUACAGCCGAACAAUACCAGCAUCAUCAACAGCAACUGGCACUAAUGCAGAAACAGCAGCUUGCACAAAUUCAUCAACAGCAAGCAAAUAGUAAUUCUUCUGCGAACGCUUCACAGGUGAGGGAGUUGUCUGUAUUAUGAUUUAUCCCUCAUUUUUCCCACCAGGGUUCAUCUCUAAUUGCCAACUGUUGCCAUAGCACCUUGCAACUAACCAGCAGGAAAGUGGCUUUCGCUCGAAUCUACAUCUUAGCCAUACUCUAGAAUGUUUAGAAGGGACACUACAGGUGAGUAUAGUAGGCACUGCCUCUGCUCCCUCCUAACAGAAAAGAGGUGAUUCUGUCAGUAAUGACGUGGUAUACAUGAACUAAAAAAUCCAGAUAACAUCACUAAUUUAGACUGCAUGAAUUGUGUGUGUGUGUGUGCAUUCCCAUCCAGCAAGCUGAAUUUGAAACUUAAACCUUGCUUAAUGCAAGUGCAGGCACUUCGUCGUCUCUAGAAUCUUAAUGUAUUAAGACUACUAAUAAAUAUAAGGAAUAGAUCAGUGAUGGGGAAUCUGUGGCAUUCCAGAUGUUGCCCAGAUACAACUCCAUCAUCUGGCCAUGUUGACUGGGUCUGGUGGGACGGGGGGGUUUGUAAUCAAACAACAUCUGUAGGGACUACAAGUUCUUUAUCCCUGGCAAAGAGAUUUUGGUGAGAUAUGUUGCACUUGGCUUAUAGAAGUCUAAACAGUUCUGUAUUUCCAGAUAAACUGUGGGCACGACUAAUUGCAAAAUGGUCUUCCUUAAUUGAUUAUAAAACUACCAGUACUUGACUUUAAAAUGUAUUUGUAAUGCUUGCUCAGUUCUAGCAACUUUCAAGUAAUAUGUCAGGGCCUUUAGUAUGGUUCCCAACACCAUGGAGUUGGAGCUUUGAAAGGCAAGGUCUAUUUAAACAAUAAAAAUUAAGGAAGUGAAGAUGCAUCUGUUCAUGUACACUUUUAGAGAACAAAUGAGAGUAUGAUCAUUGUGGUAGUGUAGUGGUUUUGUUGUUGUUAUUUGUUUUGUUUAUUCCUCUCUGCCUUUAGGAGACAGGUGUCCUCCUGUGACUUUUAACAUGACUAUUUUAAGUAUGUGAUAUGAUAUAAACUAACCAGGGAACUGUUGAAGGAAAGGUGAUCCAGACGUUUAGUAGAUUACUGUAGUAGUAUAUGCUUUAAAACUUGCUGUGUGGCUUCUUGAUUUCCUUUUGUCCCUUUCCUUCUUUAAACCAAGUCUGUUUUUUGUUUGUUUUUCAAAGGGUUUUAUUUCCAAGACACUGGAUUCUGUUAGUGCUCAAUUUGCUGCUUCAGCGUUGGUUACAUCAGAACAGCUCAUGGGAUUCAAAAUGAAGGAUGAAGUGGUGCUUGGAAUUGGGGUGAAUGGCAUCAUUCAAGCCUCAGGUAAGAAGCAGCAAAGAUUGUUGUGACCAGAUUUUGCUUUGGAUGUGCAUCUUAAACCAGUAAUGGAUGUGAUACUGGCAUUUUGGAAUUAUACCUCUUGUGUUUCUCUUCUUCCACAGGAGUAUAUAAGGGCUUACACCUCAGUAGUACUACGCCUACAGCACUUGUACAUACAAGCUCGUCAUCAACAGCAGGUUCAACCUUGUUACAGCCUUCAAAUAUAACACAGACUUCAAGUUCCCACAGUGCACUGAGUCACCAAGUAACUGCUGCCAAUUCUGCAACAACUCAGGUUCUGUUUGGGAACAAUAUUAGAUUAACUGUACCCUCAUCAGUUGCCACUGCAAACUCUAUUACUACGCUCAAUGCACGACACAUACCUAGGACUCUAAGUGCUGUUCCAUCAUCUGCCUUAAAGCUGGCUGCAGCAAACUGUCAGGUGCCCAAGGUGCCAGCUUCAUCCUCCGUGGACACAGUACCAAGGUAAGCCUUUGUGUUGGAAUUCAGGUUGGCAGGGAGAUAAUUCACAUCUGGUAUUCUUGUCACUGUGGCAUUUGUGAGUCUGUCUCACAAGAUUAUCUCUGUGACAUACAUUUGAAACCUGCCCCUAACUUCUGCUUUAUGCAUCUCUAGUCUAAAUAGUAAAAUCUUGUAGAGGUUCUUGAAAUGUUGCAAGUGGGGGCUGAUCGUUUUUUUGUACCUAAAAAGGACCAGACUCUGUAAUACGAAAACUUGCAUGCUUUGGAUUGUACUGUGUCUAGAGUCUGAUUACAGAGGGAAGAAAAUGUAUUUGAACAGUAAAGCUUUGUUUCAUGUUGUCAUUAAUAAAUUCCCCGUCCUCCUGCCCCUCCCAAAUUCUAAAUGUGUGAAAGUAAGCCUCAUUGAUCUGGAUGGGAUUUAUCUCUUAAAUUAUUGGCAUCCAAGGGCUUUGCUUGAUUCUCUCAAGAGCUUGGGGGUUCUUUCCAUAUCCGAAAGUGUGUUUUUUAAAUUCUCGGGCUUGCUGGUUGCAAUUCAGAGUAACACAGGCCCAUAGCCCAGUUGGUUCAGUACUCCUACAUGUAUUUCUCUUUGUGUGAGAUUUACAAUGCAAGAAUCCAUUUUUAUAUAAACUCCGCCCCCCAUUCCUGAAAUAUUACCCCCUCUUUUAUGUUGAUAUGAUAAAGUAUUCUGGGAUAGUAUACUUCCUUUGAAAAUGGAAUCCUUAAGAUAAAAAUGUACAAUAACCAAAGGAAACUAAAACAAUAUGUGUUAACACACAAAUGCCAUAUUAAAGAUGCAGUGUGUGUUGGGGGGGGUCACUUUUACAAUGUUGUUAAGGGGUGUGUGUGGAAUUGACAGAUUGCUUUGGUUCUGCUGCCCUUCCUGGAUAUUUAUGGGUGUUUUCCCCCCCUUUCCCCUUUUUAUUUCACAGGGAAAACCAUGAAACAGAAAAGCCAGCACUGAACAAUAUAGCAGACAAUACAGUAGCAAUGGAGGUGACGUAG